AGACUCUCAGAGUAACACUAGACUUAUUUAACAGAGACAUGAAUGUAAGGGCGUUUCUUCUCCUUGUUUUGGUAAAUUUUGUUGGAAGCUUUCAUAAGCGUAUUUUUUUUUCUCUAUCUAUUAGACUGUUUGAAAUAAAAGCAGAUUUAGGCCAUCCAUCCCAUGGAGUCUGAUCUGCCAUUCCAUCAUGACUGAUUUAUUAUCCCUCUCAUUCCCAUUCUCCUGCUUUCUCUCCUACCUUUGAUGCCCUGACUAAUCAAGAACCUAUGAACCUUUAGUUUAAAUAUAUCCAAUGACUUGGCUUCCACAGAUACCUAUGGCAAAGAAUUCCACAGAUUCACCAUUAUCUGGCUAAAGAAAUUCCCCCCUCAUGUCUGUUCUAAAAGGAUGCCCUUCUAUCCUGAGGCUCUGGUCCUAGACUUCCCCCUCAAAAUGCAAUAGCCUCUCCACAUCUGGGCUUUUCAAUAUUCAGUCAGUUUCAAUGAAAUCCCCCUUUAACAAUGGACUUUCCUAAUUGUUUCUUUCAGUUUCCCUAUUUCAGUUUGAAUGUUCUGGCAAAUUAAAAGUAUGUUUCUCUGUGCACUAUGCACUCUUCUUUAAGUGAUUCAAAAUCCCAAAUAUUUUAUUGGGGAGGGGGAAAUUCCCUUAAGAAAUAAAGUAAGGAUUGCCAAGGAAUAGAUGCAGCCAAGUAAACUUGUUAUCUAUGUUCUAAGAGUUGAAAUGUAUUGAGAAUACCAAUUGGGAAAGGAUUCUUAGUGCAUCGAAAAUUGAUUGUAUUUCACUUUUAUCCCCCUGCUCUCCUUUAUGCAUUUCCUUCAGGAAUGCUUUUCCUUUCUCAGGUGUCCAUUAAACGUCCACACUGAAAGGGUAGUUUUAUUGUGCUUGUCCUACACAGUGGAAUAAGAUUAUCUAGCUUUAUGUGUUGCAUGUACAUCGAAACAUAACAGUGAAAUGUGUAGUUUGGAUCAAAUCAAAUCAGCGAGGAGUGUGCUGUUGGCAGUCCACAAGCGUCGCCAGGCUUCUGGUGCUGACGUAGCAUGACUAACCCUAACCCAUAUGUCUUUUGGAAUGUGGGAGAAAACCAGAGCACCCAGUGGAAACCCACACAGUGAUGGGGAAAACAUACAAACUCACUACAGGCAGUGGCAGGGAUCGAACCCUGACUAGUGAUUCAGUGGUGUAAAGUGAUUGCCGUAACUGUUAUGCUAACGUGCCACUACGAUUCUACCCUAAUUACUAUCAUCAAAGUCCAAUAAUUCUGCGAUAGUCUUUUAAACAAGGACCUUGAGUUUUGGAAUUUGAAGGACAAUGGAAAAAUGCUGCCUUGGUGUGAAUCUUUAGAUAAGAUAGAAAAAUGCACUUAUGCGUGGUGUUUUUCUCACAAUCAUGAAGAAUAAUUUCAAAUAAAAUGCAGUUUAUUUUAAUGCAGAAUAUUACAAAUGUUCUUAGAUCACUACGGGGUUAUCGCUACAAGGUUUCUUUUUUCUUUACUAACCUAACAACUAGUUGAAAUAAUACUUAAAUAAUUUGUUACUGCCCGUUGCGCUGCUGGCCUUUAGGGGAGCAUUGAAAGUCCUCCAUUUCUGUCUGUUCUUGGCCAUAUACCAUCGCGCACAGAUAUAAAAAGAUUCUCCAUUGCUGUUUCUGUAACAAUUUUGUUUUGACCAGUCAGGGUUAUUAGCCCUGAGCUGAACCCCUGAACCUGGAAGACCAAUAGACUACUCUUAGUCAGGGUUCUACCCUUUGACCCGCCUGGCAUGGGUGGCCUACCAAGAGUCAAAGCAUAAAGCUCUAUCUCCAGUCAACAUAGCUCUCUGGGUCAUUGAAGCACACAAGCUUCCAAACCCUAUGACAAGGUUGUGGUCCGUCAUCUUGGAGGUUAAUAAUUUGAACUAAGUAUAAAUAGUUUUUCCAUGAGUAAGAAUUUUGUUAUUUCAGUGGUAUUGACCUUUACUAACUUGAACUGAAUGUAAGUAGUUUUUCCAUGAUUAAGAGUUUUGUUAUUUCAGUGGUACUGGCCUUCACUGGCUCCAUUAUGUGUUUUGUUUGUUAAUGUCUGAUUAUUGGCAUGUACAGUAUCUGCUUAAGCUGGGUGAUUUUCAGUUCUAAUAAUGAUCAGCUUUAGGGACAGUUUAUUUUAAAUAAGUAGAAAUCUUGCAUACUGAGUCUCAUUUCUCUUGUCCACAUAGCUUUUACUGAGUUUCUAGUUAAGCUGGCUCACUGCUGGAUUUUUCACUUUUACCUUCACUUUUCUUGCAGUGAGACAUUUCACUUGUAUUAGUCUCGUGUUAAUCGGAGACACAAUCAAGAAUCACCUCACAUGGGGCUUGGAAAGGAGAAGGAAACUGGGAAUAGAGAUCCAUAAUUCCCUGAAAGUGGUGUCACAGGUUAAAGGCAUACGUGCUCUAUGAUGGCUUGAGUUUGUUUACCAUGACUCCAAGUGGAGGCAUUUAGAACUGAGACUGGGCAGCUUUCCCACUAAUGGCCAAGACUAGAGAUCAGCUGGUCUGCUGAAGCCAUGGGGAGCUGCUGGAGCUGUCUGGAUAAAGACACAAUCUCAGAAAACCAUCCAACUAAAUUCAAGGUGACAAAUGUGGAUGAUGAUGGUAAUGAACUGGGCUCUGGGAUCAUGGAACUGACCAACUCUGAGUUAAUUUUGCACACCAGGAAACGAGAUGCUGUGAGAUGGCCUUACCUCUGUCUGCGCCGUUAUGGCUAUGAUUCCAACCUCUUCUCAUUUGAAAGUGGAAGAAGAUGCCAAACUGGGCAAGGCAUUUUUGCCUUCAAGUGUGCACGUGCCGAGGAGAUUUUUAACCUUCUCCAGGAGAUCAUGCAGUGUAACAGUAUUAACGUCGUCGAGGAGCCCAUGAUGAUAUCGAGAAACCCUCAUCCGACGGAACUUGAUUUACCAAGGACGCCGCAGACUCCGACCACCCCUGGUUUCACUGUGCCCGGAUUUCCAAACGGAUUCCCUUGUUACCCACCAAUGGGAGAUGGCUCCUCUCACCCUUCAACUCGACAUCCUUCCAUUGGAAGCGCACGUCUCUCAUCAGUGGGGGAAGAGUCCACCCACCCUCUCAUUGUAGGAGGUGAUGAUCAGAUUCACACAUACGUGAACACUUCCAAUGUUGAUGAGGAGCGGAAGAGGAGACCCUGUGUUCAUGGUCUGCCAGAAUCGCGGCCCUCUGUCUCUGACAUGAUGCAGAGCCACGCAAACCACUGCCCUGCAAUGGAAGACAGAUCUCCUCAAGUCCUGCUGCAGCCAGGUGAGGUCAAGUUUGUCUUGGGACCUACGCCGGUUCAGAAAAGAAUGAUGGAACUCGAAAGAAUGGACAGACAAAAAGAACAUGCUGAGUACAACUGUGGAAGCUUGAGUUUCCAAGACCGAGAUAUUGUCCUGGAUGGUGAUGACCAGAAUAUGGUGUGUGCCCCUAACAAGAUGACUUAUGAGAAUGUUAAUGGUUUACCUAUGUCCUCUGGUACAGGGCUUCGACGAGGUCGACUCAAGAUGGGCGGGGAUAUCCAGAACCUUAAUAACUGUGCUCAUAGGAAGACAGCCAUGCUGAACUAUGAAAAUCUGCCCUCUUUGCCUCCUGUGUGGGAGAGCCAGACACAAAGGCGAGAGGAAGAGGAUUGGAGUGACUCUGGGACUCCCCCGCAAAAUGGAUACCACAGUAACCUUGACCCGCUGCGGAACUAUGUCAACACGGAGAAUGUAAUAAUUCAGCCUGGUUUACACAAAGUAGACUUCACAAGGCGGCGAGAUUGCACUCCAAACGUCUUCAGCUUUGACUUUAAACGCCCGUGCCCCGAACAGAGGCAACUAAACUACAUCCAAGUGGAGCUGGAGGGUGCCAGUGACUCGGACAACCCCCAAACCCCCAAAAUGCCCAGCACUCCAGUUCCGCCGACUCCCACACGUAGGACUGAGUUUUACGCUGUUAUAGACAUUAAAAAGACAGCUGCUAUGUCCAGUUUGCAAAAAGCACUACCAAGAGAUGAUGGCACGUCACGCAAGACAAGGCACAACAGUACAGACCUGCCAUUCUCUUCAUUUGUUGGGACCCACUGCUAGCCAUAGUUGCCAUUAAAAAUGAAUUCAUUGAAAAUGUUCUACUUCUGAAGUGUCAAAUAUGGUACAUUAUCGUCUGCAUUUUCUUUAAAGAAAACUUUGCCUUUUUUUUAAAAAAGGAACAGUCUCUGUCCAAAGGUCAGAAAUACACAAAUAUUUUAGAAUGGCUUUAAAUUAUUACUACAUUCCUGCAGUGAUCCUCUGAGUUUAAGACUCUUGGUAAAAAGAAAAAGACAUUUUGAUGGGCUGCUACUUUAAGAAUAGGGCCAUGUGCUUUUAGUAAAUUUCAACGCUUUAUGAAGUCAUUUCAUUCGUUGAUGUGCAUCCUAUUUAAAACUGUUUGAAAUCGACCAUGUACAGGUUCUUGGAGACGUACUGUCUUUGAUCCGGGUUUCAGGAAUUAUGUUGAUGGUGUUUUGAAGAUGGUCAUUACUAUGCAUUCAUCAGCAUAAACUUGCCAUGCAUUCUGUGGCAAAUUAUAUGAGAAUCUCAGUCACUACUGUCAAUGAGGUUAAGGAUGUUUGGUACAAAUUUCAAAGGUAAUCUGCUCAAUGAAACACUUCCAAUUAUCAUUGCCAACAGGAAUGUUAGUGUUUGACUUUGAUCCUUUAUAGCUGUAUUAAUAAAAUUAGCACAGGUGCAAAUUAAAUGAGGUAUCCCUGAAGUAGCUAUUUCCAUGCCUGGUGGGGAAAGUCAACAGUAGAAUGCAAUGGAACAAUUAGCAAUCUGCUGGAGGAGCUCAGGUUGUCAGUCAGCAUCUGUUGAGGUGAGAAGAAGGGGAAGGAAUAGCUGUCUCAAGUCAAAACUUUGCAUAAGGACAAGAGACUGCAGAAGAUAGAAAUCCAGAGUAACACAAAAAAUGCUGGAGGAACUCAGCAGGUCAGGCAGCAUCUGUGGAAAGGAAUAAAGAGUUGACGUUUUGGCCUGAUGAAAAUCUCAACCCAAAAUGGUGACUCUUUAUUCCUUUACAUAGAUGCUGCCUGACCUCCUGAGUUCCUCUAGCAUUUUGUGUGUGUUACUUUGGUUAAGUAAUGGCAAUGAUUUAUUUGGGAGAGUGGCAUUUGUUUGAGAUGCAAACUGGAAUUUCUUAUCCAAGUACGAUAACAUGGUUCACAUUGAAGGGCGUGGGUUUGUAUUCUGUGUGAAGAACAGCCUUCACCUUGGACAUCUACAUGUGAGAACAGUGGCCAUUCUCCACAAUAUUAGAGCUUCCUGAGGUGGGAGGGAUGAAGCCGUUUCCCUGGACUCCUCCAUUUCAAGGACGGUUCAGUGCCUUUGCAGGGAUGGGAAGGGUGAUUGAAAGAGAAGAAAUGAAAACAAAAUGGCUGAAAAGAAUGGGGAGGUAAGUUAGGUUCAAAUGGGAACAUUAAAAGAGGUGGUAAAAGGCCAGUGGAUAUAGUGACGUGGGCAGUAAUAGCUUCAUAGUAAUUUCCUUUUUGAAAAUUGUGUAGAUAUAUCCAAGAAAAUUUCAGUUCUUUAAGUUAACAAUACAUCUGCUUAGAAAAUGGGAAAAGGUCCAACAAUAUCUAUUCUUUUGAUAACUCAUAGGGAACUGUGGAGUAAUUGUAUAUUGUACGUUGCAUCGAAAGAAUAUGCUUUCAUCAAGGUGGCCUUCUGCAAUUUAUAUUGAACAUCCUUAAUUUGCCUCUUUUUCUGUUCUUGGCAUCUUGACAUUUUCAGGGUUACAAAAUGUGCCAAACAAAGUGCCAACCCUCUCCAUGCAUGAAAUAGUGUUUAACAAAAUCCAGUCCGUCUGGUUCCUUGUUUACACUGAGACUUCUUUGCUCCUUCAGAUUAUAGGUACUUUAAUUGCUAAUUUAUGCGUUGUAUUUUAGCUGUAGUUAAGUAAAAAGGACCAGAGUUCAGUUUUAUCACCUUAUACUUUUACCAUUAAAUGUGACCAUUGAACAAGUGUUUGGCCAUAAGCCUUUUUCCCAAGUCUGUGGGAAUAACUACCGGCAGUUGAACAGAUUGCCUGACGUUCUGAGUUUGUUCAACUUUCCCAAUAUGCCUUUUAAAGCUGCAGUAUAUUUAUGUAUUUUGUAGAGAUUGAGUUGACGGCUGUGAACUGCUCAGACCAAAACAAAACCGAGGAUAGGAAAGGCACCACUAUACUAUCAUCUAUUAAAGAUCAUAGAAACAUACAACACAAAAAUAAGCCCUUUUGGCUCACGUCACCAUGCCAGCCAUGAUGCCUGUCUGCACUAAUCGCAUUUAACUAUUUUAAACUCGUAUCUCUCUUUGCCUUUCCUUUCUGAGUACCUGUCCAAGAUGAUAUAAAAAAAUGUAAUUAAGAUGUUUAAAACUGAAGUUUCAGUUUCGUGCUUUAAUGUCUCAACUUGUUAAACUCUUGCAUUCUUUUAUCCAAUUAAUAUAUUUGAAGCUUGUUUUAAAAUUCAUAAUCUUGUUUUGAAAUCCCUGUGAUAUUAACUGCUGUAUAAGGCAAAGUGUCAUUAAUUCACGUGACAUUCCUAGAUCUAAUUCCACUUAUUACUUGGGUACACAGGCUUUGCUCACAUUCCUUUAGAAGCCUAAUAAUAACUAAAUUAUGAUUACUACAGUGAGAGAUGAUCUGCAGUUUAGUUUGCAUUAGGUUUGGUGCUGUUGGUAGCUAGAAAAGGGUCCAUUUAAUAGGCAGAAAGUAUAAAAUAUUAAUAGCUAUCUCUGUACAGUUGACAUCUUUGCUUGUCGAUUGUGGCUUGAUAUUUAGAACAUACUGUAGAACAGUACAGCGCAAUACAGACUCUUUGACCCAUGAUGUUGUGACCUUUAAGAUCAAUCUAACCCUCCCCUUUCACAUAACCCUCCAUUGCUCUAUCAUUCUUGCGCUUAUGUAAGAGUUUUUCUUAAAUGUUCCUAAUGUAUCUGCCUCUACCACUACCCUGGUAGGGCGUUCCACCACCCCCACACUCCCUGUUUUAAAAAAAAACCUUGCAUCUGACAUCCCACCCCCCAUACUUCUUUCCAAUCUCCCUAAAAAGAUUCCAUCUCAUAUUAGCUAUAAGAUCAGCACUUUUAGAGGAAGUAAUGUGCCACAUCGCUGUAACACAAGGAGGUUGUAGAGAUUAAUAUAGAACCUUGGCAUUCCCCUGUUUUCCUUUUAAAUUUGCUUGGUAGUGUGAAUGUUUACUAAGACAACAAUCAUUUGACUGCAGGAUUUACAAAGUUAGAUGAGAAUCACAGUGUAUUUUGCUCACAGCUUCCCAGUUUUCACAAUUAAACUGAAUUGUACAGCAAGGAAAUGAACGGAAUUAAAGUAAAGAAAAUCAAAUUUGGCCUUUGCAGAGUUGGUUAGAUCUCCCAUAGAUUGCUGAGGUCAUGCAGAACAGACAUCGCUUUGAUUCAGAUCUUCGAACUCUGUGGCUGCCUGUAGCAGGAAUCGUUGAUAUAGGCAGGGAAGGAUAACACCUAUUUGUAUCCCUGGAUUUUAUUGUUUCCCAGAGAUUCUUGCUGGGCUGGAAUUAAUCUCCUGUGGAAGUCGUGAGGAAAGGAUGGCGGAUAUCUGUGAUAAUCAGAACCCGAAUCAAAAUCAGAUUUAUUAUCUCUGACAUAUGCUGUAAAAUUCUUUUUGCCACAGCAGUACAUUGCAAUGCAUAAAAUAUACUAUAAAUUACAAAAAAAAAUUAAGUAGUAUAAAAAGAGCAAAAAUAGCGGAAUGCAGUAAGAUUCUAUAUUAACCUCCAUUACCUUCUUGUGUUACAGCAAUGUGGCCCAUUACUUCCUGUAAAGGAGGUAGUGUUCAUGGGUUCAUUGUCCAUUCAGAAAUCUGAUGACAGAGGGGAAGAAGCUUGUCCUAAAAUAUUGAGUUUCUUCAAACUCCUGUACCUCCUUUUUAAUUGUAGUAGGGGUUCCUUAAUGAUGCCAUUUCCCUCUUCCCUAAAAUGAAGUCGAAAGUAAGAAGUAUUUGGAUUAAUCUGCCUGGUGACAAGUGGUGUUGGAGGAACAAAAUAUUUUUUAUGUCAUUCCUGAGAAACAACUUGAUAAAUGAUGGAAGCAAGCAAAGGAGCAUAAGGAGUAGACAGUGUUGAGCGUACUAUUCCACCAGGUGGCGCCAACGUAUAACACUUUAACAAUUCAGUUCCAUGCAAUUUGAAAUUUGGAAUCUUUGCUUACUAAUUGAUAGUUCAUUAAUGUUCUUUGUUUUUGCAUUUUUAACCCAUUACCUUAUCAGUGUUGAAACUAAUAAACCCAGAAAUUGGAACCAGAUGAUGAAUAUAUUGCAGCUUUGAAAAUGUGUUCAGUGUAUUUUGAAAGUUGCGAGCAUCCAACUUACCACUUCUGACAGUAAGUGCAGUUGGUAGCUUUCAGCUUCUCCUCCACUGAGCCAGUACACAUGGCCUUUGUUCACUCAGUCCUCACGCUAGGAUCAUCUACACCAUUCACCUCUGCUGCGAGGGAUUUUGUCUGCUUUUUCAAUUGCAGCAGUCUUGUGCACAACUUUUAACAUUGGGUUUGCCAGCUGAAUGGCUACACAGUAUUAACUACUAAAUAUACAGUAUAUAAUGUCUGUAGUCAUCAGAGUGUGGUUCAGCAGAGCUAAACAAUGUAACUUCUUUCCCACUUUGCCCUCUUUUGCACUUAGGGGUCAGAUAUCAUUAGAUCUAAUGUGAAGGCUUGAUAUUUGCUGUCAAGUCCUGAAUGUGGCUGAGCUGCAUUGAUUAGAUUCAGUAGCAGCCUUGUUUGGUCUGUCUUAAAUGAGGUUAAUGAGUGCCAAAUUAGAUUGACUUAUACUUUGGGCUGAACUCCCUCUGGAUUAAGAUUGGUCAGAAUUUCUUGAAGUUAUGUGCUUUAAGUGCUAGUAGGUGAAGAAGACCUUAUUCUCUUCAACGAGACCAUAUGACACAGGAGCAGAAUUAGGCCACUUGGUCCAUUGAGUCUGCUGCUGAUUUGUUAUUCCCAUAACCUUUGGCACCCUUACCAAUCAAGAACCUAUCAACCUCCACUUUAAACAUACCCAAUAACUUGGCCUCCACAGCCAUCUUUGGCAAUGAAUUCCACAGAUUCACCACCCCCUGGUAAUGAAAUUCCUCCUUAUCUCUGUUCUAAAGGGAUGUCCUUGUGUUUUGGAACUUUACCCCCGGUCCUAGACUCCCCCACUAUAGGAAACAUCCUCUCCACGUCCACUCUAUCUAGGCCUUUCAACAUUCGAUAGGUUUCAAUGAGAUUGCCCUUUCAUUCUUUUAAACUCUAGCAGGUACAGGUCCAGAGCCAUCAAACACUCCUCACAUGUUAACCGUUUCAUUCCUGGGACCCUCUCCAAUGCCAGCGCAUCUUUCCUUUUUGAUAAGGGGCUCACAAUAACUCGAAGAGCAAUCUGACCAAUGCCUUAAAGUCUCAGAUUCAAAUCCAAUUAGGACAAGAAGCCAUCUUUGAGCUCCAUUACAGCCAGAACUAGUUCUGACCCACUAAUAGAAAUAUAAAUUAAAAUAGUUUGAAACUGUGACUUGAACCCUGUCUCUUGUCCAGCUACAGUUCCUUCACAGCAACCCCAAGGCAAGGGCAGCUGUCUCUGAAGCUGCUGAGCAACCUUCAAGGUCACUUUAAAUCUGUGGAUCAAAGCCAAGUGUCCUUGAAUAUCUUGUUGACUUUGGCCAGAUCCUUAAGUGUAAUGUCAGCCUUAAAGCAAUGGCCACUAUCUUUUCCCAAAACAAACAGGGAGAUCUGGUUAAGGCAUUAUGCACAAGACAAAGUUUUAAAUUUAAAAGUUCUUUAUAGAAAUUCCUGUACAAAGACACUUUAACCCCUUUUUUUGGUAAAAAGUAUGGAGAACCUCUGAGACAGCUGAAGUUAUGUUUACAGAUUAAUGCUAAAAUUCUACUAGAGCACAAGUGCCUAAGUUGCCAUGUGAAUAGACUCGUAGCAGUACCUUUCUGUGGAGAGUGGUUUUGGUGUGGUGGGGAAGAUUAAAAGAUACUACCAUUGCCAACGUUUGGUUUAUUGCAAUUACUUUUGAAAUGCAAGGCUUUGCCUGACUCUGUCUAUAAUCUGUAAAGAAGACAAGCGAGUGCCUUAUCACUAUGCUAGCCAGAUGUUUAGACAGAAGCAAGAGUCUUAAAUGCUGUCACCUUUGGCCACACUUGCUGUACUGGCCAUAACAUUCACAAAUUUGUGUUCUUGGCCUCAAAAUAUGUAGUGUGUAAAAGUGGAAAGUGGUUUCAUUCUUCAGCACUGAUGACCAAUAUGCAGUGAACACCUGUGUUCUUCAAAAAUACUGGGAAUUCAAUGAAGAAUGUUUAAACCAGGUAUAGGUUGUAGGGACUGUGAAUGAUUUGCAAUGCCUUUGUUGACCCACUAGUGACAUUUUAUGCCUCUAGUCAAAAGCGCAUUUGCGCAGGCUUUGUUGUGUGGUUACUUUAAAAUUUCAGCAGGAGCGAUCUCUUCAGUAUUGUGUAAAGUUUCAUGAACGAAUUCUCUGAGCAGGUUCCAGACCAUGUGCAUCACUGUCUUAAGGUACUUCAUUCCUCUGCACGCGCUGAUCUGCUGCCAGUUUAGUAGAAGUUUCUUGUGUACUGCACGUAGUUCUGUAGAUGCCCUUGGAUGCAGCUGUAUAUAUCAGCUUCUGUGAGCUUUAGCAAGGCACGGAUGAAGGUAAUCACAGAAUUUCUUGAAUGUCGAUGGGACUCAAUGAAUCUGAAGAAAUGCAGAAACAUUUUUUAGCUGAAUUAAUUUCUAUUUAAAGAUGAGUAUUUUAAAAAUAAUGGAUUGUUUUUGUACUUGAUUGCUUUAUAAGCAGAAAGCUGAUGUUCUGCAGUGCUGAAGUAUGAUCAUGGUUUCUUUUCUGGGUUUGAGGGAAUAAAAUUUCCAACCUUCCAUGAAAGCUGCCAUUUAAAAUUUACGUUGUCACUGGUAGUGCAGGUACAUGUAUCAUGAUAAAAUUAUGGUUAAAAUAAUGUUAAAUUCUACAACCAAUUGUUUUUGCCAAAUCAACAAUUUACAGGAAUAUAAUUAGAUUUAAAAUCUGAACACUAAUUUCAAGUGAGUAGGUUUUAGUCCUCCUUUGUUUAAAAUCAUUGUCAUGAUUAUAGAGUUCAUAGAGCUAAAUAGCACGAAAACCAUAAGACAAAGGAGCCAUUCAGCCCAUUGAGUCUGCUCCGCCAGUCCAUCAUGGCUGAUUUAUUAUCCUUCUCAACCCCUUUUUCCUACCUUCUCCCUGUAACUUUUGAUGCCCUUACUAAUUUAGUACCUAUCAACCUUUGUUUUAAAUGUUCCCAGUGACUUGGCCUCCACAGCCAUCUGUGGCGAUGAAUUCCACAGAUUAACCACCUUUUUAUGGCUAAUGAAAUCCUUCCUCAUCUCUUGUUCUAAAGGAACAUCCUUGUAUUCUGAGACUGUGCCCUCUGGUCCUAGACUCCCCCACUAUGGGAAACAUCCUCUCCAUGUUCACUAUGACUAUGCCUUUUAAUAUUUGAUGGGUUUCAAUGAGUCCCCCCCACUCCUGUUCUUCUAAGCUUCAGUGAGUACAGGCUCAUAGUGAGUUCAGAGCUCCUCAUAUUAACUGGUUUAAAAUGUUAGGAUUUCAAAAUACUGUAUGUCUGGGUGAUCAGUUCAGGCAUUUGGAAUUUGACCAAAUGUCUCUUAGCAUCAGCUUAGGGCCACAGAGUCAUAGUCGUACAGCAUGGAAGCCAGCCCUUCAACCCAACUAGUCUUUGUUGACUAAGGUGCCCAUCUAAGGUAGUUCCAUUUGCCUUUAUUUGGUCUUUAGCCAUCUAAACCUUCCCAAUCUAUGUACCUGUGGAACAGUCUUUUAAAAGUUGCUGUUUACCUGUCUCAUCCACUUCCUCUGGCAGCUCAUUACACAUGUUUUUUGUUUUUUUUUAAAAAAGUUACCCCCUCCCCUCCUUCCCAGGGAAAUUUUCCUAUCUCAUCUUAAACCUGCUUCCUUUAGUUCUUCAUUCUCCAAACCAGGGAAAAGAGGUUUGAAACAUUUGCAUUUCCAAAUGGCAUAUCAGACCUAUGGUUCUCACAUUGGGCAUAUUUGCAAGCAGUAGUCAAAAAAAGGUAUUACCUUGUUAUCCCACUGAAUAGAAUAGUCCCCUGUGGCUAAUGACUUUGACUUAUUGUACAGUCUGGUGUCAUUUAAAACUGACUUGCAUUAAAUCCACAGACUGAAUUUCCAAUUCAUCUACAAAAUGCUUUUUACAUGGUUGGGAACUGUGUAAAUUCUGUGAUUAUCCUAUCAUCUAAACCCUGAUGUCCAUGAGUUGAUGAACUGUGCUGUUUUUAACCCUUUCCAAUCCAUGACGUUCAAACCCACUUUGUUCAUUCUGAUGGUACUGAUAAUCCAUAGCUGCUAGAUGAUAAAACUCAGCAGUUUAACUUGCAGCCACAAUUCAGUUUGCUUGUCUUGAUGUUUCUUGGUAGAUUUUGCACAUCUUUCAUCCAAAGUCCUGAUAUGUUCUGCACUACAACCAUUGUUAAAACUACUCAUACCUAAGUCAUUACUUUAUCUUUAAAAUAUUAUUCUCUCUGUUUAACAAAAGUCUCUAGUUUAAAUUGAGCUCAAAAAUCUUAUUAACCGAAAAAGUGCUGUUUGUACCCUUGUGGAUGAGGAAGGGUUAAAUGUAGUUUAGUUUUCUUUGGGCAAACUGUAGGUACGCUUAAGCAGAAUAAUUAUAUUGUAAUUUCAGUAAAAGUAAUUGUAGUCUGAUCCUGAGUAUUUAUGACUUUAAUGAAGUGACUACACUAAAAAAAAAUCCUCCUGAGGGAUGAGCAAUUAAGUUGGAUGUUUCUGUUUUAUGGAAAUCAGGUUAUGUUUAUAAUUGCAUUGUAUUAUACUGUUAGCACCAUUUCAUACUUUGUUUAUAUGCUGUAUGGAAAUGUAUGAAAUAUAACAAGUAAAUGUGUAAGAGCAAUGCUGUAUCAUACUUUAUUGGCCUUCAAACAUGGCAUAUAGAAUAAAGAAAUG
Mobula hypostoma (lesser devil ray) is the source of this 12977-nucleotide messenger RNA. RefSeq names its product fibroblast growth factor receptor substrate 2-like. Gene Ontology annotation, biological process: fibroblast growth factor receptor signaling pathway. The record is from RefSeq and is a predicted model, not a curated record. Gene Ontology annotation, molecular function: transmembrane receptor protein tyrosine kinase adaptor activity; fibroblast growth factor receptor binding. NCBI's taxonomy places the organism in Eukaryota, Metazoa, Chordata, Chondrichthyes, Myliobatiformes, Myliobatidae. Bases 2519 to 4075 code for a protein of 518 amino acids. The transcript is spliced from 8 exons. Gene Ontology annotation, cellular component: cytoplasm.